Messenger RNA from Symbiodinium sp. CCMP2456, 759 nucleotides. Lineage: Eukaryota; Dinophyceae; Suessiales; Symbiodiniaceae. The record is from the annotation of a GenBank genome assembly.
AUGAAGACCCCUAUUGGAUUCUUGGACUCGUGGACUUGCCGGUUCGGAGUGGAUGGUUUAGACUCGGCACAGCUGGACACGUCUCCAGUCUUGGAAUCUUUUCCGCCAGAAGGAAUCCUGUUUUGUGAUGAAGACGGCCGCCAAAUCCGCUUGGAUCGCGCCGGCAUCGAGCGCAUCAUGUCAUGUACUUGGGCAUGCCAUCUCCUGUUGGAGGAUCAACGUCUCCUAACUGAGCGCGAGUUCUGGGCAUUUCCCCCUCCGGUGUCUCCGAGCACUCCUUUUGGCAACGUUCCAAGCAGUGUCGAUGCCGGGUGUGAUGAGAUGCUGAGGUGUGGGGAUUUCUUAUACGAUUCGGUGUUUGUUCGAAGGAUUGGAGUGGUGGACGGUGUGGACAUUGGGCUCGGCCUGUUCACCAGACGGGCAGUGGCCAAGGGCAUGUUCCUGGGAGAGUACGUUGGAGUCAUGACACGCCGCACGUGUGAGGAAGACGGCGUGUAUGGCUUCUCUCUGCCAGUUGUGGAUCCCGACCUCGUCGUCGAUGCGAAAAAGUUCGGCAAUUUAUGUAGGCUUAUAAACCACAGUGAUGAUGAUUGGAACGCUGAGCUGAUGUCUGUUCACCACGAGGGCUUGCUUCACGUGAUGUGCCGGGCGACGCGUGAUUUGAUGCCCGAGGAGCAGGUCUUCAUCCACUACGGCAAGCGCUACUGGAUGCCCGAGGCUAGAAGACGUGUUCGGCUCGGACGCGCUCUCGAUACAUGA